CACCCCGCGAAUUCCGGCACCCGGAGCCACCCACCCUCGGGCCAGGUCACUGCGCGGGGUGACGGUGCGUGGCAUCUGAAGAGCCUGUCGUCUGGUCUGUGCGGCGGGAAGCGGCGGCGGCGGCGGCGUCGUGCCAGCGUGCGAAGAGUCUCUGUAGAAGCUGAAAUCCAUCAAUCAUUAUUCUUCAAAAUGCAAUGGAAUGUACCAAGGACUGUAUUCCGACUUGCACAUAGGACAUGCCUGGAACCACUUAAAGUUGGUCUUUUUGGACAUUGUCAAAACUUAAAAGGAGCGAUAAUUUCACAUAAUACUGAAUGUAGAGUAGUUUUGAUUGCAGGCUCUCAAAAACAAUGGUUGCAUGUAUCUACUGCCCAGUUUGCUGGAAAGGAAAGGAAGACAUUCAGUCAUGCACCCCAGCCAGGGGUCCUUCAGCAGAAGGAGUGGAAGCAAGAUAUUUUAUCCCAGAGGGUUAUAUCGUCCAAAUCCACAUCCUCAGAAACUCCGGACAAAAAGGAAGAACUUGAUCCUUUACAAGACACGUCUAUUAGUCUUUAUCAACGAUUUAAGAGGACAUUUAGACAAUAUGGAAAAGUUUUGAUUCCUGUGCAUCUAAUAACCUCUGGAGUUUGGUUUGGAACAUUUUAUUAUGCAGCCAUAAAAGGAAUGAAUGUUGUUCCUUUCCUUGAACUUCUUGGGUUACCUGACAAUGUGGUGAACAUUCUAAAAAAUUCCCAGAGUGGAAAUGCACUAACUGCAUAUGCUUUGUUUAAGAUUGCAACACCUGCCCGCUAUACGGUGACUCUGGGAGGAACUUCCUUCACUGUGAAGUACUUGCGGAAGCAUGGUUACAUGUCAACACCUCCUCCUGUUAAAGGAUAUCUCCAAGACAAGAUGGAGGUGACGAAGGAGCUUCUCACAGAGAAAAUGGAAGAAACUAAGGAUAGACUCACUGAAAAAUUACACGAAACCAAAGGAAAAGUUUCUUUAAAGAAAAAAGUGGAAUAGGGUGCCUUAUAUAACAGGUUGUAGGAAAUUCCUGCAUUUUAUCCCUUUGGAGACUAUGGACAAAGAUAUAUGUUCCUGAUUAUCUUUUUGGUUAGUUACCUAAAUAUACCAGUUCUUUGAGAGUUAUGGAACUGAUACCUUUUAAAAAUUAAAUAUUACUAGGGGAAAAAUAAAAUCAGUGUUUCUUGACGAUAAAGAAAACCCAGUAUAAUAAAUUCCUGUCAGUAGUAACAUUAAGCAGUAUUCAGUGUCUUAUACACUGACACUCUUUUUCAGGUUCUUCAAAAUCAUACUUGUUGCAUUAUGUUUUGUUAUAGCUAGAAUUAUGCACACUAGCCAGUGGAUUCCUUGAAUAACCCACGCAGCCUUAUUAGGCAGGUUGUUAACACUAGACUUUGUCUAAUGUCUCUUUGUCUUACUUGUUGAGGUUUAACUGUAUUCUGUUCACAGUGCGGAGACAAACUUUUAUAAAAACUGCCUACCUGUGACUAAAAUGAUACAAAACAAUACCUAAUGGUUAUAUGCCAAUAAAAAAUACAGAGUUUUUAUGAAGAAUGUUGAAUAAAAAUUGAGUCAUGUAAAUAAGAUGUAUUGGUUAUAUGUAAAUGAGGAAAUUGGCUGGAUUUUUAUCUGGUUUGUCAUAAUCAUAUUUUUUAAAAGCAAAUAUAUAUUGCCAGUGUUUCUCCUGGGACAUAAAACUGUACUGUGAAUUGUUUGUAUCUUCUUCUGCUAAUAUUUCAGGGAAAAGUGAAAACCUUAAGUUCGUUGUUAGAAAUCAGACAUUGUUAAGUAGUAUUUUAAAUUUGUAGUUCUCAAUCAGGUACAGAGUUGGAGGAUGGAAAAUAACAUUGGGCUGGAGAUGCAUGGGAUCAGCUCCUUGAGGCAGCCUCUUCCCAGCUUCUUUCUUUCAGACUUACUAUUGAUUUUAGUAUCAAGUCAAUUUAAAAAUUGUUCCUGCUACUUGCCCCCCCCCACAAACACAUAUUGAAAUAUCCUUGCCCAGAGCAUUUUAUUUAAAAUAUUAAAAUAGAAAAUCUAUCAUUAGAUUAUCUACUUGGAAUAAAAUUCAGCCAUUGUCAUGUAUGAAAGUUGCUAGGAUCACACAGGUGUUUUAGGUUGUAUAUCUAUUUGCUCUAACUAUUUUAACUCAAUUCUAACCAUUGAGUAGCCUCUAGCUUGAACUAGUCAUAAGGCUAGAGGAUGUCGAAAGAGCCUCCCGCAAAAAGUCCUGCAGAGAUCGUGACAGUUUGGCAGGAUUUUUGUAUUAAAUUCACAGUACAUCCAAACUUAGAUAAUAUCUAAAGGAAAAAAUGUUUACACUUAUUAUAUGUAAUGAUAGGGCUGGAGCGAUAGCACAGCGGGUAGAGCAUUUGCCUUGCACUCAGCCAACAUGGCCGACCGGAGUUCAAGUCCUCCUCCCCCCCCCCUCCCGAGAGCCCGGGUAGCUACCGAGAGUAUCUUGCCAGCACGGCAAAGCCUGGCAAGCUACCCGUGAUGUAUUCGAUAUGCCAAACACAGUAACUAGUCUCAUAGUGUUACUGGGCCCACUCGAGCAAAUCAAUGAACAAUGGGAGGACAGUGAUAUAAUGAUACGUAAUCAUUACAUUGGAAUACUUUUUUAACUGGAAUCUUUUUGAGUGACAGUAGAAUAGUGAGAGCAAGAGAGCUGCUGGUCUGCUGAUGGAUGAGAUGAGUUUUCUUUUGCAAGUGAGGCAACUAGUUCACAACUGAUGGCACACUUUAAAUCAAAGCACAACAUGAUUUAUCUGAUGAAGUCAUUUGCAGCUUUGAAGAAUUAAAAUGUUAUGAUACUUAUUUCUUGGGGCUUAUUAUUACUAUUUUGCCACGGAGACUAUAUCUGUGCUUAGAAAUCUUUUUUGGAAACUCUUCAAUAAAAUUGCCUUUUAUUUUUUUUUUUUUUACAUGGCACAGGGUGUAUUUGCCAGUGGGUCACUAAUAAUCCUGAGGCUUAAAUUUGCUUUUCUUAAGUAAUCUACCUUUUAGAUAGUUCAUUUGAGUUGUUAUCGUUGAGUCUCAAAUUUUGUUGUUUUUAAGCCAGUUAUAGAAAGUGAGACACUGAUGAAGACUUUAAAUUCUCUGGGGGG
Sorex fumeus (smoky shrew) is the source of this 3110-nucleotide messenger RNA. RefSeq names its product family with sequence similarity 210 member A (gene MIMS1). Lineage: Eukaryota; Metazoa; Chordata; Mammalia; Eulipotyphla; Soricidae. The transcript has 4 exons. Bases 190 to 1005 code for a protein of 271 amino acids. The record is from RefSeq and is a predicted model, not a curated record. Gene Ontology annotation, cellular component: mitochondrion.